UUAAAACCUCACUUUCAGAAGAACCGGUUUGCAGCUGUCUGCAAGGUUCUCAACAGGCGCUUUCUUCUCUUGCCCACCAUGGAAGCAGGGAGGGGGAUCCUGAAAGAGGGCUUUCUAGUUAAAAAGGGUCACGUUGUCCCCAAUUGGAAAGCAAGGUGGUUUGUUCUUCUCCAGGACAGGCUGCUCUAUUAUAAAGUGGUGGGAGGAAAGCAGGAGUCUUCUCCCAAAGGAAAGAUUUUUCUGGACGGCUGUACAAUUACUUGCCCGUGUUUGGAAUAUGAGAAUAGGCCGUUAGUUAUUAAGCUAAGGACAAAAACCAACACAGACUAUUUCCUUGACUGUUGCUCUCGAGAAGAGCGUGACAUUUGGGCUUUGGAUAUCACGGGUGCUAUUCAUGCUGGCAAUCCAGUGCAAGUUCAGCAACUUCAUCUCAUGAGAAACUCCUUCAAACUUCCUACAAAUAUCAGUUUGAAUCAUAUUGUGGACAAAAUGUAUGACAACAGCAGCGGAAUCAGACAAGGCAGUUUGUAUAAAGAAAGCUUUACAGGCUCCAUACUGGUGGAUUGGUUGAUUUCCAGUAGCUUUGCAGCUUCCCGGCUUGAAGCAGUCACACUGGCCUCUGUGCUGAUGGAUGAAAAUUUUAUUAAACCUGUGGGAGUUCGCAGCACUGAAGCCAUAAGGAAUGGAGAUUUGACUGAGCAAUUUUUGGAUGACUCUACUGCCUUGUAUGCAUUUGCUGAAAGCUAUAAGAAAAAAAUUAAUACUAAAGAACAGCUCAAUAUUAAUAUACUUGAACUGAGUGGCACAAUUUUAAAGCAAGGCUUUUUGAUAAAACAGGGGCACAAGAGGAAGAACUGGAAAGUCAGGCGCUUUGUCCUGAGGUCUGAUCCUGCUUUCUUACAUUAUUAUGACCCCACAAAGGAAGAUAACAAACCAGUUAGGGGAUUUUCUCUCCGUGGUUGUCUUGUUUCAGCACUGGAAGACAAUGGAGUCCCUACAGGCAAGUUUUUACCUUGCAAGGUGCAGUUUUACUGUUAUCUUGAUAGCUUUCUUUUUUUGUUCAUUGAUAAAGAUUGGAGUGGUGGUCCUUCAUUCAUUACUUGCAGGGGCAUUGGAAGCAGCCAAUGUUACCCCCCACUCCCCUUCUUCUGCCCUUGUCUCAUUUCCAGACCAUGUGUUACACAAUAUAGGACAAGCACAAAACACAAGAGAGCAAAUGGAAUCAGGAUUUUGCCAGGAACUCCUUUUAUCACCCAGGAUAGAACUAUUUCUGCUAAGGAAUGCUUGUGAUAAAGAGCUCCUAGAGCCCAUCCAAUGGAUCAGAUUUUCUGCUAGGGCCAGUUCUUAAAAGAAGUGGGAGUGGGGUUACCUAAAAUACAGAUGCUCCACACCCUAACUCCCUCUCAUUUUAGCCAUAUUAUACACAAACAAAAGCACAACCUUCUCAAAGCCGUUGCAAAAGCAGCUGCCCAAAAGAGAAAACGGGGGACACACACACACGGACACACCACAACUUCACCAGGAUAGCUUAGGGGAAGACCAUCACAGCAGCAGAAAUGGCUGUGGUUUCUCUUCAGAAAUGAAAAACGUAAGCAGCAUUGCUUAGUUGCUCACAUGGCCCAUUUGUCUCACUUUUGAAAGCAUUUUAUAUACGCAUGACUUAAGCAAAGUACAUGUAAUGCAGAAUGGAAAAGCAGGUUCAGUGAGUCUUCUACGGCACCAUCUUCUGACAUUCUCCCUCUGAGAGAUUGCUGGUACUUCAGCAGCUUUUUGUCUUUUGUGCGUGUGUGUGUGUGCCUUUGAGUAAGUUUUUGAGUCCCAGCAACCGGCUGGACAAGUCCUCACAGUUUUCCUGACAAGGUUUUCAGAAGUGGCUUGCCACUGCCUCCUUCCUAGGACUGAGAGAAAGUGACUGGUGCAAGGUUGCCCAGUUGGCUUUUUGCCUCAUGGAGGACUGGAACUCAUUGUCUCCCAAUUUCUAGCCUUAACCACUGCACCGAACUGGCUCUCUUUACAGAUAGUCUCAACUUAUGACCACCAUUGAGUCCAAAGU
Thamnophis sirtalis is the source of this 2053-nucleotide messenger RNA. RefSeq names its product pleckstrin 2 (gene PLEK2). Gene Ontology annotation, cellular component: plasma membrane. The record is from RefSeq and is a predicted model, not a curated record. Gene Ontology annotation, biological process: actin cytoskeleton organization; intracellular signal transduction. Lineage: Eukaryota; Metazoa; Chordata; Lepidosauria; Squamata; Natricidae.